Molecule: messenger RNA, 2483 nt
Organism: Melopsittacus undulatus (budgerigar)
Lineage: Eukaryota; Metazoa; Chordata; Aves; Psittaciformes; Psittaculidae
Gene: GRXCR2
Product: glutaredoxin and cysteine rich domain containing 2
Exons: 3
Coding region: 15-869 (284 amino acids)
Biological process (GO): sensory perception of sound
Cellular component (GO): microvillus; stereocilium shaft; stereocilium base
Source: RefSeq, a predicted model, not a curated record
GAGAAAUCCCGGUAAUGGAAGAGCCCCAGAAGAAGCUCAGUGCUCGGCACGAGGGGAGGCCCCGCAAAGUGAGGUUCAAAAUAUCAUCUGCCUACAGCGGCCGAGUGUUGAAACAGGUGUUUGAGGACGGGCAGGAGCUGGAGCUCCCGGCCAAGGAGCACUCCCGGCGCUUUGUGCGACACUGCUUCGAGCCGGAGGACCGCUGGGCUGCGGAGCUGCCCGAGCGCAGGCUGCUCCCGCCGGCCAAGCUGAGCGCGCAGAGGGUCAGCAUAUUCAAAGAGGGGCAGGCACUGGGCCUGGGCAGCUCCUCGCCUCUGCUCGACCGCCCGACCGGAGACAGCUCCUGCCAGGUAAGUGCUGUCGCCCCGCUGGGACCGGCGGCAGAGAGCCCGGCUCGGCACUGGGGACAGCAGCCUCGGACUGAGCCUCGCUCCAACAGAGCGCUUUUGGACACUGAUAAGAUCCUUCUCCAGCCUUCCCCAGUUCUAGACUUUGGCAAGAUCAUCAUCUACACAAACAACCUGAAAAUCAUCCGUGCACCAAUGGACCAGAAAGAGCUCAUGAGAAGAAUCAUCCAGACUGAGGGAAUAAAUGACUGGGCCUUCAUAUACCAGGAAAAGAAAGAAAGAUUUGGUGGUGGACAUAGAAAAGAUGUGGAAAAAAAGGUUGCCUGCAACCAGUAUGUGCAGGAAGAAGAUGAUGAACAUGGUUGUUCCCAGUGUAAGGGGUCGGGCUCUGCCCCUUGCUCCCUGUGCCAUGGAAGCAAGUUUUCAAUGCUGGCGAAUAGGUUCAGAGAGUCCUACCGGGCCCUGCGCUGCCCAGCAUGCAAGGAAAGCGGCUUGCAGCCCUGCCACAUUUGUGCUGCCUGACCAGCACUGCUGCUGUGACCUGCUGCGGAGACUGAGCUGUUCCACCUGCGGGCAGCCCAGCUGUAACACAGGGUUUAGGAGGUGGGAAAGGCACAUUGCUCACAUUUCACUGUGGAUGUGAAUCCUGUACCUCUGCUACCAACUGCCCCUCCUGUAUGUGCCUGUCUGCCCGCCCUCUGAACCAGCCCAGACCCCAGGGGCUGCAGGGUGGGUGUUCACCAGGUCAGGUCCCGACCCAUCAGUAGCAUCACUGAAUGCAGCAGGAGUAGGUGCAGCUUGGGCAGGGUAUGUGUGAGGGUGUGAAGUGUGUCUGUAACACUGUACGGUGCCUCCCCUGGGUUUAACUUGCUGAAUGAUUUAGAAUUACACUGGCUUUUGUAGUUAACUCUGUCCCUGCCCUACACUGUCACAAGCAUUUCCCAAAGACUUUCUUUCCUUACAUUUGCUUUAGUGGGCACAGUGCUAACUUUGGGGUUUGAUUUGUGGGAAGGAAUUGAAAACCCUUUUCAAACCUGGAGCUAUAAAAAUGUACGAUACUUUAUUAAUACAAAAUUAAGUUUUUAGCCUACUUAUGCGGAAGUGCUGAACCAGAAUUCCCUGCACGAUGCUCAGCACUUUUCAGGAUCAGGAUGAUGAUGAGCAGCACUUCUGUUGCCUAAUAUUAAUCCCAUGUUGUAAUCUGCAGAAGGUAAACUCUAAUUAGGUGAGGUGAAGCAACGAUGUGGGGUACUCUGCAGGCUGCCACUGGUGGCAUGGAGCACAGGGGCUUCACCAGGCUGAGGCAAACAGGGAAAACAGUAUUUUUUCCCCAGAGCAUUGACUUAUUACGUUAUACAUUCACAAGUAAUGUUAAUGCAGCCUUAACUUGUGUACUGCCUCUGAGACUGAUGAGUUAAGAGCCUGCUCACAUGUACUUCGUGCUGAGGUUGCAAGCCUAGACAGGGAAAUUUAUGGCCAAGUUUCUAUUUUCCUAUGGUAGGUUAUAAGAUUUCUCUGCAAUACUUCAGUGGUUAGGAAUUAUGCUGGUUUAGCUCCUGGACUUCCACGUGUCUCCUCCUGCAGCUGUUCAGUGAGUACCAAGGGUUUAAUUUCCAGAAAAGUGCAUAAAUCUACAGCAGGUACUUGAUUGGCUUCAUUUAUCAUAGCAGGAUCUGCAACACAAACACAUGUGGUCCUUGGGGUAUUCACUGAGCGGAGGAGACCUCGCAAAUAGUCAAGUGGAUCUCCUCCCUCCAAUUUGACCGGUUUGAUCUCAGUUUGCUGGGCCUAAGAGCGUGCUAGCAGGAUACGAGAAAAGCAAGCAGACGAAAUUGUUGCCCGGUAGUUUUACUGUUUACAAUGACCCAGAUGCAAACACGCAUUUACAAAAUCAGUAUUUAUUGUUCUUCGGUAAUCACGAUGUUUCUCAACCACUGUAACUCCUCCUGGCUGUGUCAGCUAUUCCCAUUCAUCCCAACACGUCACCGGGGCGAUGCUCGCAGCCUAGCUAUUCCCUUAUCCAUCCCGGAUCCCGCAGUGUACAAGGGAAGGCAAGGCUUGUCCGUGCCCAGCGCCGGGUUACAGCGGCACGGUCAGAGCGGUGCUCCCAGCCCGUCCAGCACACUCGGUUUAACG